AUGCUGAAGCCAAGUGGACUUAAAAUCCCCGGCAGGGCGGGGAAACACUCCAGCCCCGUGGGACGGGCUUCGGGGACAGCUGCGGCUGCAGCCACUACUGGCUCAAAGGAAGGCUCACCUUUGCACAAGCAGGGUCCCACCUCCACUGCCAGCACCGAGAAGCCAGGAUCAAAGGUCACUGAGGUGGGCGAUGACUUCCUGGGAGACUUCAUGGUGGGCGAACGUGUCUGGGUGAACGGAGUGAAGCCAGGCGUGAUCCAGUAUCUUGGGGAGACCCAGUUUGCCCCCGGCCAGUGGGCAGGGGUUGUUCUGGAUGACCCGGUGGGUAAGAAUGACGGCUCCGUUGGUGGCGUACGUUACUUUGAGUGCCAGCCGCUGCAGGGGAUUUUUACACGGCCCUCCAAGCUGACCCGCCAGCCCGUGGCGGAGGGCUCAGGCAGCGAUGCCCAUUCUGUGGAGUCCCUGACAACUCAGAACUUGUCGUUGCACUCAGGGACGGCUACGCCGCCUCUCUCCACUCGUGUCAUCCCCCUGAGGGAGAGCGUCCUGAACAACACCAUGAAAACCGGAAAUGAAUCUGGAUCUAACCUGUCAGACAGCGGGUCAGUGAAAAAGGGCGAUAAAGACUUACGGCUUGGAGAUCGUGUCCUGGUUGGCGGGACGAAAACGGGAGUUGUGCGCUAUGUGGGCGAGACAGAUUUUGCCAAAGGAGAAUGGUGUGGAGUGGAACUUGAUGAACCUCUAGGGAAGAAUGAUGGGGCAGUCGCUGGUACAAGGUAUUUUCAGUGCCCCCCCAAAUUUGGCCUCUUUGCUCCCAUUCACAAGGUGAUCCGGAUUGGGUUCCCAUCCACCAGCCCUGCUAAAGCAAAGAAGAGCAAACGGAUGGCCAUGGGAGUGUCAGCCUUAACUCACAGCCCCAGUAGCUCGUCCAUCAGCUCUGUCAGCUCCGUGGCCUCCUCUGUCGGUGGCAGACCCAGCCGGAGCGGAUUGCUGACGGAAACCUCCUCUCGCUAUGCCCGGAAGAUCUCCGGGACUACCGCCCUGCAGGAGGCACUGAAGGAAAAGCAGCAGCACAUUGAGCAGCUGCUGGCAGAGCGAGAUCUGGAGAGAGCGGAGGUUGCCAAGGCCACCAGCCACAUCUGCGAGGUGGAGAAGGAAAUUGCCAUCCUGAAGGCCCAACAUGAGCAGUAUGUCACAGAGGCGGAGGCGAAUCUCCAGCGAGCACGGACCCUGGUAGAUGGGGUGCAGAAGGAAAAGUUGGAGCUGCUGAACCAACUGGAAGAGGAGAAAAGGAAAGUGGAGGACUUGCAGUUCCGAGUGGAGGAAGAAUCCAUUACCAAGGGAGAUCUGGAGCCCUGUAUGGAGCUCCUUAUCAGUGUCGAGCUUCUCCAUCUGUGCCUGGCGGAAAUCACCUCUCGGAGCAACAGGACUCAGACGCAGUUGGAGCAUGCCCGAAUACGGGAGCUCGAGCAGAGCCUGCUGUUUGAGAAGGCACAGGCUGAAAAACUCCUCAGAGAAUUAGAGGACACCAGGUUAACUACGGUAGCAGAGAAGUCUAGAAUCCUUCAGCUGGAGGAAGAGUUGAGUGUCAGGCGCUGUGAGGUGGAGGAGCUGAGACAAUGCCUAAGGAACUCUCACCAGGCAGAGACCCCUGAGCACAAUCUUGGUCUGCCGUCAGAGGCGCUUCGCCUGCGAGACCAGCUGCUGUCUGCCAGCAAGGAGCACCAAAAAGAGAGCAGCCAGCUAAAGGAGAAGCAUGAAAAGACCCUGAAGAAGCACCAGCAGGAGAUAGAGAAGCUGAAAGCCGUCAAUGAAAAAUAUUCCCAGGAAAUCGUUGACCUGAAACACAAAGUUCAACAAGCCACCAAUGAGAACAUGGGGCUGAUGGACAAUUGGAAGUCCAAGCUGGACACCUUGGCAUCUGACCAUCAGAAAUCUCUGGAAGACCUCAAAGCCACCCUGAACACAGGCCCUGACACCCAACACAAGGAGAUAGUAGAACUGAAGGCCGUGGUAGAGAGCAUAAAGAUGGAGCACCAACUUGAAUUGGAGAACCUUAAAGCUAAGCACGAUAUCGAGACUGCGGUUCACAUAAAAGAGAAAGAAAGUCUGAAGCUGAAGCUGCAGGAGGCCAGCGACGAAGUGGAAGAAAGCAACAACAACUGGAAAAUGCAACUGGAAACCAAAACAAACCAGCACCUUAUAGAACUUCAGGACAUGAAGGAGAAGUGCCGAGAUGCUGAACUGAGAGUGCACGAACUGGAGAAGCUACACAGUGAAUAUAAAGAUCAGGCUCAAGCAAUAGCUUUCUUGAAAGAGCAGAUUUCUCUGGCUGAGAAGAAGAUGUUGGACUAUGAGACACUACAGAAAACAGAAGCCCAGAGUAAACAGGAGAUCCAAAGAUUGCAGGAAAAAGUGCUUGUCUUAGAGAACAAACUGCAGUCCAUGGAGGCUCUGCAUCCUUCUCAGCAUGCCAAUAUGAUUGAAACUAACGAUAUUUCAGAAGAGAAGAUAAAGAUGAAGCAGGCGAUGGAAGAACUGCAAGAUAAGCUGAGUAAAAGAGAUAAAGAGGUGUCCUCCCUCGGCUCCCAGACUGAAACUCUAAGGGCCCAAGUAAGUGCAUUGGAAAAUAAAUGCAAAGCUGGAGAGAAGAAGGGAGAUUCUCUGUUGAAGGAAAAGAAGCAGUUGGAAGCUGAACUGGAGACCGUGUCCAGGAAAACGCAUGAUGCUUCAGGCCAGCUGGUCCUGAUUAGCCAGGAGCUACUCAAAAAGGAAAGGAGCCUGAAUGAGCUGCGAGCUUUGCUACUGGAAGCAAACCGUCACUCGCCCGGGCCAGAGCGGGACCUGAGCCGAGAGGUGCACAAAGCAGAGUGGAGGCUGAAAGAGCAGAAACUCAAAGACGACAUCAAAGGCCUGAGAGAAAAGCUGAUAGUGUUGGAUAAAGAGAAAUCGGUAACAGAUCAAAGGCGAUACUCCCUGAUUGACCCUUCGUCAGAGUCUGAGGUUCUCCGGCUGCAGCACCGACUGGUCAGCACGGAGGAUGUCCUGCGGAAUGCACUGGAGCAGGGUCAGCAAAUGGAGAAACUCAUGGAGGCCAUGAGAAGUUCUUCGGAGAAAACACAGACUGUUGGAAACUCGGGAUCUGCUAAUGGGAUCCAUCAACAGGAUAAAUCCCACAAGCAGGAGGGUCUAGGCAUUCGUGAUGUGGUGGGGGUCCGGAAGGAAUUUCCCCCCAGGUCAGAUUGGCAGUGA
Emys orbicularis (European pond turtle) is the source of this 3252-nucleotide messenger RNA. RefSeq names its product CAP-Gly domain containing linker protein 2 (gene CLIP2). NCBI's taxonomy places the organism in Eukaryota, Metazoa, Chordata, Testudines, Emydidae. Gene Ontology annotation, cellular component: cell cortex; nucleus; microtubule plus-end. Gene Ontology annotation, biological process: cytoplasmic microtubule organization. The transcript is spliced from 17 exons. The record is from RefSeq and is a predicted model, not a curated record. Gene Ontology annotation, molecular function: microtubule plus-end binding. Bases 1 to 3252 code for a protein of 1083 amino acids.